This is a messenger RNA of Rotaria sordida, 735 nucleotides long. The record is from the annotation of a GenBank genome assembly. NCBI's taxonomy places the organism in Eukaryota, Metazoa, Rotifera, Eurotatoria, Philodinida, Philodinidae.
AUGAGUACAAGUCAUUCAUCUUUAUUGCCAGCUAUUGAUAAUCGAUUUGAUUUUGAAUGGUCACCUGUUUAUACACGUUUAACUGAACCAAUUUUUGAUUGGAAUCGUUUUCGUCGUAGUCAACUUCAAUUUAAAUUGGCUGAAAGUUUACAUCAUAGUCGUGUUUAUGAUCGAUGCAAUUGUUCUAUGGUAACAUCUUUAAAUGAUUCUUCUCUUUGUCCUGCUCAUGCUGCUAAUCAAUUUUCUCAAGUUAAAAUUGAUGGUUCAAUAUUACCAAUAUCAUCAUGUCCAUGUAUGUUUUGUCGAAAACAUUUUAAUGAAAAAGAACGUCCUCAAGGAUUACCAUCAAUAGAAAAUCUUAAACAACUUUUUCCAACAAGAGGUUUUAUUAAUUCAAAUAUUUCACCACCAACAAUGAAAUAUUUAUCUCGACCAUUUACUGUACCUGUUUUUCAAGCUACUUUUCCACUUGAUCAUACAUUUGCUACACGUUAUAUACCAACAUAUAAACGUAUAUCACGACCAAAUGGUUUAAAAGAAGAAAUAUUUGAUGUUCAAGAAACAAUUAUAUCAAAAUCAUCUAUACCAACAAAACUUGGUAUGCGUCUAGAUGCUGAACCUGAUCAUGAUCAUACACAAGUGUUAAAUCUUCCACGUGAACGUGAUUCAUUUUUUCGUAGUUUAGAUGAUUAUUUUAAUAUGGCACCUGGCGUUCGUCCAACUACGAUUUCAUAA